Messenger RNA from Drosophila ficusphila, 2219 nucleotides. RefSeq names its product DNA-binding protein K10 (gene fs(1)K10). Bases 189 to 1505 code for a protein of 438 amino acids. The transcript is spliced from 2 exons. The record is from RefSeq and is a predicted model, not a curated record. Lineage: Eukaryota; Metazoa; Arthropoda; Insecta; Diptera; Drosophilidae.
AUAGUGCCAUCGCUGGUUUGACAGCACUGGAAUCGGAUCGUAUUUUUUCCAAAAAAAACUUUUCAUAAUAAAAAAAAGCGUGUGUUGUUUAGUUUUUGAUCGAUUUUCGUGUGCCGCUCCCAAUUAGUUGGCUUUCCUUGAGUGUUAGAUACGAUCUAUUUUCCUUAAGUUGAUUUGUGCUCCUUGCAAUGGUGUCCAAUAAUCAAUUCCAGCAGAACCGGGCCAUGCAGUCGCAGCAGCAACUGCACCAGCAGCAGCAGUAUCAGCAGUACUCGCCGCAGCAGCAGCAGCAAAAUACGCAGCAGCGCAACAACCACAAUAGCAAUAAUAAUAAUCUUAAUAAUAGUAACAAUAAUCCCCGUGCUGCAGCAGCUCCUUAUAGAAAACCCUUUCGCCCAGGCAACAACAAUAAUUCCAGUCCAGGAGGCAAUGGCAAUGCUAAUGGCAAUGGGAAUGGAAACAAUGGCAACGGCAACAAUGGCAACCAGAUGAUGUUCUCCUCCAGUCAAAUGCCCAGCGACCCGCUGUACAUUGACUUUAAUAAUCCUUCUCCAGGCAACAAACAAAAUCAAGGAGACGGAUUAAAGAAGAAGCCACUGAAGGGCAUUAAGCAACAGUAUCCCAAUUCCAAUCAGCUGCAGGGCAAGAUGAACAACCAGAAUAACAACAAGCAGAUGAACCAGCAGCAGCCACCCUUUAACAAUCAGAUGAACGGAGGCGGUUGGCAGAGUUAUCCUAAUAACAAUCCCAACCUGAAUCGUGGCUUUAAUGGGUUCCAGCGUGGACCGCCACCAAACAGACCGCCCGGACGCCACAUGAUGGGUCCACCGAUGGGUCCCAUGGGCCCAGGACCCGGACCCCGUGGCCCCGGACCAAUAGGAGGCCCCGGUGGGCCUUAUCCGCAGAUGCCUUUCCAGCCACCGAUGCCCGGGAUGCGUGGGCCGCCCAUGCCGCCCAUGGGUGGGCCACCGCCGCCACCACCGCCACAUUUUAUGCGCCGCAAUGGUCCCGGACCGGGUCCCAUGAUGGGUGGCCCACCGCCGAUGCACAUGAUGGGUCCCCGAAUGCCGCCGCGUGGCAUGCCACCGGGUCCUUUCGGGCCGAUGAACAUGAACGGCGGCCGGAUAAUGAAGCCGAACCCCAAGCUGAUCAAACAGGCAGUGAAGGGAAAGAGCAGCAUCAAGACGCUGAAGAACCUGAUCAACCAGUAUCCUAUCGACAAGCCCUGGGUCACGGAUGAGAUUCGUGCCGAGCACGCCAAGAAGACGGACAUCGAGAAUCGGUUAAAGGGCCACAAGGACGACGAACUCUUUGCCCAGUACAAAGGACAGCGGGACAAGUUUGUGGGGCUCUACGAGGCGGCGAGGGAGGAGUAUCUGAAGCAGGAGGCCGCUAGCGUCAAGGCCAAGGAUGCCAAGUCAGACAAAGACAAAAACGCAAAUUCAAAUCAGUGCGCCGCCCCUAAGGCUGAAGGCGCUAAAGAUGCAACAAUUCCAAAUCCCUAGGCAGCCAAUGCAACCGAAACCGAAUACCGAAUCGAAUCAAAUCGAAUCGAAUCGAACCGAAUCAAGAUCAGGCGACACACAGAACAGAACCUAAAACUAAAGCUAAAACGUAAAACAGAAAUAGCUAUUCAAAACUAAAACUAGAAACUAAAAUACAGAGAAAGCCAGCAAGAGCAAGAGUCUGACAAUUGAAGACGUAUUGAACUCAAGACCCCGACUCGACAUCGGAUAUAUAUACACACUCCUUCUCCGGAGGAGGUGCUUUUGUCAUACGUUGCUUUUGCGACUGAGAACUGAGCUUAGUAACGAUAAUGUUAAAACAAAAACAAAACAGACCCCAGCGAUGAUUAUGUGGGAUAAUUAUAUUGAUCAAGAUUAAUAUAUAUUGAUUAUUCUUACCUAUUUCUAACGAUGAUUGUUAAUUGUGAACGUAACGUAAAUUAGAGUAUUGUAAUGUAACCGUAACGUAAUAGUUUCCUUAUUCAAAGAACAGCUUUUUCUUCAAUUCUAAGCUGCUGCAAUAUCAAUUAUUUGUACACAACAUUAUACAUAUACCCCUAGCUACAUAUGCAUAUAUAUUGAUAUAUAUAAUUAAUAUUUAAUAUUCGCUGCCCGAGUGCUCGAAACGCAGAAUUAUUGUAUCAGAGAGUCCGCACUCCGAGCACCCGGGCAAAAAAUCACUCUGUAAGCCUUUGAUUACACCACUUGAUUGUA